AUGCCUACUCCCAAGUACUGCAAUCAGUAUCCUAAAUUUCCUGCCGAUCUCAAUGUUGCCAAUAAUGUGAAUGAUGAGUCCGAAAAGCUUCUUCAGGCAUGCCAAGAAUACGGUUUCUUCCUCUUGGAAUUGAGAAAUGAUGAUCAAGGUGAAACUUUGCUAGGCGAUGCAGAGAGGAUAAGACGUAUAUCAACCACCGAAAAGUAUCUUGGGGCGACUACUGGCGUAUUGAAGACCGACGACGGAAAGCUCGAUAACAUAGCAAAGUAUUCCCUCGGACAAGACGACAUACUUGGAACAGGUUCACCACGUGCAAACCCCUCGCCAAUCGAAACGCGCCGUGAAGAAUGGAAAUUGUUCUUCCAUCACGCCCAUGGAUUUCUGAACGUCAUGUUUACCCACCUUGAAAAACAUCUGGGUCUCGCACCUGGUACCCUGGUGUCCAUGGUCUCUUUAGGCAAGGAAUCAGACACCUCUCUACGCAUACUACUUAGUCGUCCUCAAUCAUCCACACAGGAUCCCCGGAUCACAUUAGGCGGCCAUACAGAUAUCAUAUCGGAACCAUAUUAA
Messenger RNA from Botrytis porri, 570 nucleotides. RefSeq lists its product as uncharacterized. Bases 1 to 570 code for a protein of 189 amino acids. Lineage: Eukaryota; Fungi; Ascomycota; Leotiomycetes; Helotiales; Sclerotiniaceae. The transcript has 4 exons. The record is from RefSeq and is a predicted model, not a curated record.